CAGGAUCGGGUGUUCGACGCAAGGAAGUGGAGGAUCCCAUGUCCACCUCGGAGAAUUCAAUAUCGCUGCAGAAACGAGCACACCACCUCGACUGCCAACUCAUCGUCUCCUGCAGCCGCUGGAGACCCGUCCUCGCUGCCCCUCGCGCCUGAAGCAGAACGCCCGUCCAGCUCUCAGACCCUCCACGCCUGAGCCCGUCGUACAAAGAAGCCAUGUGUGAACUCGCACCAAAUGCGGCUAUCUACCGUCCCACGUCGUGCCUGCCUCACCUGAGAACCCCCCCUGUGCAACCUCUCCCGCCGCCCUACCACUCCCCAACGCCCCCAUCCAGAAACCCCACAGCACCGCAGCACCCUCGUAGCAAGCCCCGUGACCCCCCAGCGCGCCGCCCGUCUCACCCGCCCAUGCCCAUAGCACCUCAACCUAACCCCCCAACAACUCAUCCUCCAGCCCCAACACCGCACACGCACAGCAGUGCACCAUGCACAUACACCCCGAACCCCGGCCGUGUCGCUGAGACCCCCACUCGCUGCUCCACAGACCCACCGUGCACCCGGGCGUUGCGCUCCUGCCACGCGAUGCCGCGCAGCGCGCCACGCCGCCUCGCGUGUCGAACUGUCAAGGCGCUUUGGGGCCUGUCAGGGCGCUUUCGAGGGCCCGUGGCGUGUAUCAGCCUUGUUGCACGGGGGGGUUGCACGGCAUGGCGUGCGCGGGGGAGGGAUGUUGUGCUGAGGGGCUGCGUGGGUGCGUGGCUGGGCGCGUGUUGGGGCGGCGUGGAGGUAAGGUGAGGGGGGGAAAGGUGCUGGAGAGGGUCGCGUGGAGGUAGGUGCAAAGGAAGGG
This is a messenger RNA of Boeremia exigua, 840 nucleotides long. RefSeq lists its product as uncharacterized. The record is from RefSeq and is a predicted model, not a curated record. The coding region runs from base 213 to 788 and encodes 191 amino acids. Lineage: Eukaryota; Fungi; Ascomycota; Dothideomycetes; Pleosporales; Didymellaceae. The transcript has a single exon.